Molecule: messenger RNA, 2173 nt
Organism: Vombatus ursinus (common wombat)
Lineage: Eukaryota; Metazoa; Chordata; Mammalia; Diprotodontia; Vombatidae
Gene: WDR73
Product: WD repeat domain 73
Exons: 8
Coding region: 39-1157 (372 amino acids)
Biological process (GO): cytoplasmic microtubule organization
Cellular component (GO): spindle pole; cytosol
Molecular function (GO): protein binding
Source: RefSeq, a predicted model, not a curated record
CGUGGGCCGACAGGAAGCUUCUGGAGGCUGCAAGGAGCAUGGAUGAGGCUGCAGAUUGGCUUGUGGACUCUCUCCGCUUGUACCGAGAUCUCCAUGCAUUUGAGCUGCCAGGUCCCACCAGAGUCCUGGAGUGGACUGAUAACCAAGGAGUCUUUGUUGCGGGCUGUGAAAGUCAGAAAAGAAAUGAAGUGCUGCAUCUUCUUUUACCCCCAAAACUCUGUGCUGAAAACCAGGGCUUAUGCCCAGAAAGAGAUUUCAGGAUGAAACAUGGGGGAUUUUCAGACAAGCCUGUCUACAACCUGAAGCAUGUGCCAGACACCAGGUUGCUGGUGACAAGUGGCCCACCUGGCAAUUCUCUACAGGUGUGGCAGGUUGCAGAAGAUAGUGACGUGAUUAAAGUCGUAAGUACCAUUGCUGUCCAUGGGGCAGAAAGUAGUCUCUGGCCCAAGAUUGCAGUCCUCACUUCUGAGGUCCCCAGAGUCCUCCAUGGGGCCAGGGUCAGUGAUCUGCACAUUACUGAACUGGAGUCCCAGAAGACUCUCUACAUGUCAGGUGGGAGUGACAGUGAAGAAGAGAUAAGUAGUCUGCAAGUAUUGGAUGCAGAUACGUUUGUCUUCUGCUGUGCUUCGGGACGACUGGGGCUUGUGGACAUCCGGCAGAAGCUGGGUGACUCAAAAAGGACUGCCUCAAACCCUGGACCUGGUGGGGAGCAGUGGUGUGCUGCAGUUCGAACCAGUGGGCAGGGGCCAGGCCCCACUAUUGCCAGUCUGUCCACAAGUGGACAGCUUCAGCUCAUAGACUUAAGGGACCUUGACCAUCCAGUGACAACAGUGCAGUGCUCAGUUUCUAUGCCCAGCCCAGACUGGGAGUUACUGAGGGUAACCUGGGCUCCUACUCUAGAUGGCUACUUAGCCAUUUCAGGUUUUGGUGGGACUGUCCAGAUCUAUGAUAGCACGUCUUGGGAGAGAAAUGGGAGCCAUGUAGAACCACUCUUUAUCCAUAAAGGACAUCUUUUCAUGGAUGGGACUGAGAAUGACUUGCUUUCACUGAUCACCACACAUGCCUGGCACCCCAGCAAACCAAGGACAUUGUUAUCUGCAGCAGCUGAUGCAUCUUUGCAUGUGUGGGAUUGGAUGGAUCCUUGCAGCUCCUGUUGAUUCCAGUCAAAGGAAGGAACAGGCUUCACACAUUCCCAUGUUAUUGGUGUGAGCUCACUUCCUGUGUUGUAGAGAUUGAAAUGGAGGACCUGUAAGCCUCAUCUCUGCAUGUAAGGGGCAAGAUUCUAAGAUCCUGUUUGGCAGCUAUGAGGGAACUGGUUUAUUUUUCUUGAGAUUAAGACAAAUGAUAGUGGUUUACAUGGCACCACUAGGAAGCUAGAGGCUCAAAACCCAUCUAUCCAUCCCUGUCCUUUGGCCUAAGCAAUACCAGUAGCAUGCCAUGGGAAGUAUACAGUAAUUGAAUGUAAAUCCUUGUAUGUCAAGGGUCUGUAGCAGGAGUAUUAUGUGUUAGUGGAUCUGAAAAAGUAGUGAUCUCAUCCAGCUGUCAGUUGCCACUAUUUCUUUCUCCUCCCCCCAAGUCUCCGGUAGGUACCAUCCUACAAUACCCUAUCUUCACCAUAUGCCCCUCCUAUGGCUUGCCAGGACUCCCCUGCCUAGGUCAGGUACUUAUCAUUUUAUUCCUCUAUUAUUUGCUUGGAUGGUGCUGUCUGUAUGUAAUAAGCUGCUCUUGUCACAUUACUUUUGUUACUUUGAAGGCCCUGUGAUGUCAUUGGUGUGGGUACCCUUGGCCUUUUAUUCUUUGUAAUUCUUGACCAUAUUCUCCCUAGUAUGUCCCACAGAGGAUCUAACAUGUUGGAGGCCUUCCUUUUAUAUUUCAGGGAUUACCAAUAUGCCAUUUGGCACUGUUCAAUCCUUUCUUAUUUUCCCUGUGUGACCAGCCCACCUCCAUUUAUACCAGCUCUUGAUAAUAUCUUGCCUGCCAUUUUUUGUGUACAAAUUAUUGUUAGUAACUGAAACUCAUGCCUACAAUGUGUCUUUGUUUUCCUAAUUGUAGCUAUUCUCAGAUUCUUUUUUUUUUCAGUCUGCAAAGUUUCUGUCCCCAUGGACUUGAGAAAUUUUUCUUUGUGAAAGAAAUUUCAUUUUUGAAUUUUUUUGUUUUUGUUUUUUUUUUGAGA